UCCUUUGCUUUCCUUCUUCUCUUUCUCUCUCACACACACUCUUGGGUCUCAAGACUCUCUGCUGUGAUUCUGAUACCUGCAUAAGACACACUCAUCUUCUGAAGGAUGGCCAGGACUCAUACUGUGCUACUCACACUGCUGCCCACCGUCCUCAUUCUAAUUGUUCUGGCUGGGGUUGAAAGUGCAGCUGUUAAAGCUGGAAAAGACACUGAAGCUCAACCAGGAGCAUCUAAACGAGUUUUCAUGCCAGCAUCUGAUGCCUCAAACUUCUUCAAACGCCGCGGUCGCAGAUCCCCGAGAACUUAUGAAGAGUACUAUGCGGAGCAGAGGGUGAAGAUGGCUACAAACGAGCGCUUAGAGGAACAAAACAAUGAACAGGAGAACUAUUUAGAGGAGGAGCGCGAUGAGCAGUACGAGAGGACCAGAGAGAAGAAUCAGCAGUGGAGAGAAUUCCAUGGGCAAUACCCACGAUACCCUCACCACCGCUACUAUGUCUGAGCACAUAUGAGCACGUGCAGUGCCUCGGAAAGUGGAUAACCAUCUUUGAGGAAUAUUUUCAUGACAUUAUAUUAUUAUUCAAUUAUUCAUUAGCACUUACAGAUUAAAUACCCUUAUACAUAUAUAAUAAAAGGGUUUGUUUGGAAUGUAACAAUAUCCCGCUCUGUUCUAAUUGCUUAUCUUUACUCUUUUAAUGGAUUCUUUAUCAAAACAUUCAUGAUCAGUUUGUGAUUUUAAGCUUUUUUCCAAGAGCAACUCCUUAUUUCCUUCUUCAGUAAUUACGUACAGCUGUCAUCUGACCUCCCUUUUAAUAACUUCGGGUCUGUACUGAUGUGCGACUAAAGCUCUUCUCAUUUUCUGGAUUAGUGAGGGUUCGAUAUAAAACAUACCAACCAGAAUUAUAAAAAAGCAAAGGAGAAAGCCAAUAAAAGAAAAAAUGUAAAGGAUCUGACUUUUGCACCAUCUUGUAAACUCAUAAACAUGGUAUGUAUGUAUGUAUAUAUAUAAUAAAAAGGUCAGGUUUGUGCACCUA
Messenger RNA from Cyprinus carpio (common carp), 1030 nucleotides. RefSeq names its product putative cartilage matrix-associated protein. Gene Ontology annotation, cellular component: extracellular matrix. Gene Ontology annotation, biological process: embryonic skeletal system development; regulation of osteoblast differentiation. The record is from RefSeq and is a predicted model, not a curated record. Lineage: Eukaryota; Metazoa; Chordata; Actinopteri; Cypriniformes; Cyprinidae.